UUCCAAGAAUCACUAAAAUGUCUGAAGAGCUUAAAGUCUUUACCAAGGAAGAAGUUGAAAAGCACAACAGUCCACAUGAUUUGUGGGUUAUUGUUAAAGGAAAAGUGUACGACGUAACCAAAUUUGAGAAACAUCCAGGAGGCAAAGAUCCCUUCAUUGAAUAUGCUGGACAGGAUGCCACAGAUCCAUUUGAGGACGAAGGCCAUUCAGCAACAGCUAAAAAGCAAAUGGAUGACUUCCUUGUUGGAAAGCUCGAAGGAGCCUCUGAUGAAGACGAUGGGGAAAUGGAAGAAGUUAUUGAUACCAACAGCGGUGAGAGAAUGAGAAUUAGAAAGAAAGGUAUUAUUCCAGACUCUGAGCUAAAGCAACACUGUGUUAAGGGAGAUUGCUGGCUUAUGAUUGAGGGAAGAAUAUACGAUGUCUCUGACUUUGCUCAUCCAGGAGGAAAGCAAAUUUUGGUAGAUAAUAGUGGAAGAGAUGCUACCAGAGAAUUUAUGGACGUAUGUCAUAAAGAAGCUCACUUGCAUAUGCCUUCCCUUUACAUCGGAGACUCUGAACUUAAGAACAACAAGGUAUGGAAUCCAGUUGCAGAUGAUAACGUAGAAGAAUCUAACACUCUAUUCUAUGUAGCCUCAGCUAUUGGCAUCAUUGCUGUUCUGUACUUGUUGGGACUUUUGUAACGAAUAAAGAAAUCUUUACACCAAAAUUUAUUCUCCAUUUUAUU
This is a messenger RNA of Moneuplotes crassus, 724 nucleotides long. The record is from the annotation of a GenBank genome assembly. Lineage: Eukaryota; Ciliophora; Spirotrichea; Euplotida; Euplotidae.